Molecule: messenger RNA, 4539 nt
Organism: Bursaphelenchus okinawaensis
Lineage: Eukaryota; Metazoa; Nematoda; Chromadorea; Rhabditida; Aphelenchoididae
Source: the annotation of a GenBank genome assembly
AUGAUAAUUCGGUUUUUUGUUGCUUGUUUUGUUGUUAAAUGUAAGUUGGGGGUUGAUAAUGUAAAUUCGAUAAGUCAUGCUUUGGUUUAGGAGGGUCAGACUUGGUAGGCUUUGGCUUAGUAGGGUUAGGUUUAGUAUGCUUAGGAUCAGUGUUUUGCCGGAUUAAAAGAAAAUAGAGCCGGACCGGACCGAAAAAUUUCCGGACCGGUCCGGAAAAAAAAUUUUUUUUAAUUUUAAUAAAACUGUUUUAAAAAUUGCAAAUAACACAUAUUUUUAAGUUUUUAAACGUAAAGAAAGCAGUUUUAGCGCUCCUGGCUCUUUUUAAAAAUAAAAAAAAAUUUUCCGGACCGGAUUGGACCGGACGUGACCUUUUUGGCCCGGACCGGACCGGACCUGAGGGAAAAAAAUAGAGCCGGACCGGACCGAAAAUUUUUCGGACCGGACCGAAAAAAUUCUUAUCCGUACCGGUCCGGCAAAACACUGCUUAGGAUUAGUGGGGUCAGGCAAACUUGUGCGUCUUCUUUCGUAAUGGAACUUUUUCAGUAGCCAAAAGUUGUCACGGCGGAGGACAGUACAGUACGUUGGCAGCACGAAACAAAGCAUUGGCUUAUGCGGCAAACAGUUUUGACGCUGAUUUUCAUAAUGCCAAGUGUGCUAGUGAAGACUUUGGAUUUUACAGAGCCAAAGGUAAUUUUAAUCGAGUUUUUUUUGAUUUUUUAGAUUUUUUAAAAAAUUUCAUUGUUUAAGCAUAAUAUUAUACUUGAUACCUAAUUCUUAUAUUAUACUAGUUCAUAAACAGGGCCGGGCAGGGACUUUUGGUCUGGGGGAGGGGUCGAAAUAAUCCACAGGGGGGGGACCAAGUUCAAGUUUUUUUUUAAAAUUUUUUUUGUGGGGGAGGGGGGAGAGGGGUUCGGCCCAGUUCGUAAAUAUAAAUUACCAACAAGCCCCCCCCUCGUAUUAAAAAAAUUUUGCAAAGCAGAAAUUUUUUUUUACAUUUCAGAGCUCAAACGGUUGGCAACAGAAUACGAGUUUGUGUCAAUACCAAUUCCAAUUGGUUCUGGCGGUACUGCAAAUUGUGGAUUUGAUAGUGAUAGUGAGAAGUGUGCGUGGUACAAUCGACAAGUUGGUACACAAGGAAAUGGAUUCAAAAGAGCACGAUUCGAGUCUUUCUUUGAUGUGGACAAAUUUGAAUGCACCUCUAAUCGAGUGUUCGCUUUUGGUAGGAAAAAAUGAUUUUUUAUUGCUGCCUGACAAGGGAAUGUUACAAACUGCCCAUUCAAAUUUUAAAAGUGAAUGGUACCAUGUGAAAGAGCGUAAAAAGUUGACUAGACAUCUAUUUUUAAAAACUGCUAAUUUUGCCUUACAAGCCCGCUAGCGAGAUUUUAAAAUCAUUAGUGAAAGGGUCUUAUAAGUUGUUAUUCUUUCCUUUGGGUUAUUGUAUUUUUAAAAACCUUAGUUUUUACUUUUUUUUAUGUUUUAUUAGAUGUAGGAAGCCAUUACCAACAAAAAAAAAUUUUUUUUUGAAUAUUUAAAUCAAUUAACUUUUAAAUAAAAAAAUACCUAUCAUUUACCCAAAAAGAGAAUCGAACCUAAAGUCCAUUGAUUGCGCAACCACGGCGCCUUUGACCACUCGGCCAUUCGAACACAUUAACUUCCCCUUUUUGAAAGAAGCCAAAGGAAAGCGGGUUUAAAAAAUCCGUUUUGAUAGUAAAAAUUUUAAAAGCUCGCUAGCGGGCUUGUAAAGCAGAAUUAGCAGUUUUUGAAAAUAGAUUUCUAGUCAACUUUUUACGCUCUCUCACAUGGUACCAUUCAUUUUUAAAAAGCGAAUGGGCAGUUUGUAACAUUCCCUUGUGAGGCUUUUUUAAAUUAAAAUAAAAAAAAUUUUUUUUUGAAAAAAUAAUUUGAAAAUGGUAAGUUAAAUUUAAAAAAAAAUUAAAAUUAUAAUGUUGAAUGUUUAGAAGAAUAUUUUCUAAUGGCUGGAGGAGAAGACUUUGAUCAUGAUAUAUCAGCAGCGAUUGAAACUCGAAUACCUUGCCAAUUUGAAAAAGCCUUAUUGAAGUUUGAUUAAGUUUUCAAAAUUUUAUAUUUUUUUCUAGCCAGAUCCCUAGCCCAAAGCCUUAGCCCAGAGUCCUAGCCCAGAGCCCUAGCCCAGAGCCCCUAGCCCAGAGCCCUAGCCCAGAGCCCUAGCCCAGAGCCCUAGCCCAGAGCCCUAGCCCAGAGCCCUAGCCCAGAGCCCUAGCCCAGAGCCCUAGCCCACAGCCUAGCUUUAGCUCUAACUCUAGCCCUUACUCAAUCUCUAGCUUUAGCCCUAGCUCUAGCUCAAUAAAUAUCUUUAGGUAUAAAUCUAGCCUUAACUCUAAGCAUAACAUACAUUAUCUCUAGCCCUGCUUUUACUUCAGCUUUAUUUACAUUACUCUAAUCUUGCCGUGUAAUUCACUUAGCCUAUAUCCAAUCUAGACAUACUAUGAUUGUUUAAUCACUGUAAAUAACACUGAAACGUAUAUAUUUUAGUUACUGGAGUAACAACGAAACCCCGAUCCUAAAAAUCUGUGUAAUACCAGAAGAUUCACCUGAUCCACAAUGCGAAGAGUCUCAUAUGGACGCAAAUCCUCUAACUUUUGAAAUUCCCCAAUCAUUACGGCCGUUUCGGCUUCGAAUUCAAGUUGAUGCGAUUGGCAAAGAUGACAUUGUCUUCUUAGAUUCUAUGAGAUAUGAAGGAAAAUUAUGCGAAGUUUCCGGACCUAUUGGCAAAAAUGACUCCGAACCAAAAAUCGUGGCCAAUGCUGCGCCAAUUCGAAGUUUCAAACCGGCCAAGCCCAUUACUGAUAACGAAAUUGAUGAUUUUGAAGAGAUUGAAACAACAACGGAGAUGGUUAUCAAGAAAAAGUUGUUUGGCAGUACUAGUAUUGUUCAUUCUGAGGUAAUUUUUUAAAGUUUUAGCAUUUUUACUCUGAGGUAAAUUAAAAAAAAUUAAAAAUUUUUAAAAAAAAUUUAAAAAAUAAAAAAAAAAUUUAAAUUUAAAAAAAAAUUAAAAAAAUUUUAAGACAAAUAUAAAAAUUUUGAAAAAAAAAUUUAAAAAAUUAAAAAAAAAUUUAAAAAAUUUUGAAAAAAAUUCAAAAAUUUAAAAAAAAAUUUUAAAAUUAAAAAAAAAAUUUAAAUUUAAAAAAAAUUUUUUUUUUGUAUUUUAAGAAAAGAGUUGAUAAAAGUAAUAUUGAUAACAAAAUUUCAGGAUAAAGAACGAGAUUUGGGUAAUCAACGUGGCAAACUUGACGUUUGCGAAGCCUUAAGCUGUGACUUUAACCAUGGUGAUUCUUGUUAUUAUUCGUUGUCUGGGUUGGGUGGAACGUAAGUGAAAGACUUUUCAACUCUCAAAAUGUUAAAAUUAAUUUAGUUCAAACUGACUUUAAUUUUUAACUUCUAGUUUGAUGCAAAAAGAAUGGCGGAUUUGGCAGGAGUUUAAAAAUAUUUAAAAAAAUCUUGAAAGCUAAAGCUGAUAUAAAGUAAUAUUGAGACGAUUGAUUACAGGGCUGAAUGGAGAAUUGGAGAACAUUAUUUUGGCAAUCCACACACUGGCAUUCAUAAAGCCAAUCCCAUCGAUCAGAGAAUGAGUAAUAUACUUUAUAAUAGUAACAAAUUAAGCGUUUUUAUAGAAAAUUUUUAUUUAAAUUGUUAUCAAGUUGCCAAAGUACAAAGCUUGCAACACCACUUUUUUCAGCUGGAUUUGCUUUUGUUGGCCUAGAUCGUAACGACUUUACUAACGAAGUCUUUGUCAUGGAGUCGGUCCGCUUCUACACGAACCAGCCGGUCUAUUUGGUGUUUGAUUUGUAUCAACGGUCUAUUGGGCCACAAUUAAGAGUAGGUUUAAAGAUUCUAAAGAUACAGACGCUAUUAUAUUUAACCAAUCAAAAGGAGUGGGGAGGUUUAAAAAUAAAAAAGACGGGAGGUUUUAUAAAAAAGUUCCUUUGCGGUGCCGACAUAAAGAACCCGCCAUAGUUUUUCUGUAAUAUCCUGUAAAAAAUGGCGGCUUCUUUAUGUCGGCACCUAAUAAUAGUGCAGAAAUUUCAAUUAUGAUUUAGGUCUGUAUAAACUCAUUUGACAACUGCCCGUACGUUAAUCCGCCGUUAAAUGCCAGAGAGUUUUGGCGGCACGACCAACGGAUUCUGUUGGACGAUGAUGCCGAAAAGGUAAGCUAAUACGUGUGGAAGUUUAAUGUAACAGAACUUUUAACUAAAACACUUCAGAGCUUAUCAGGAAAGAAAAAAUAACUGAAAAUUAAAAAUUUUGUCAAGAAAGAAAUUAUAUCAGGUUGAACCAAAAGUAGCGGGACACUUUUCAUUUAUUUGCCAACUAAAUACUGUCCCGCUACUUUCGGUUCAACCACAUAAACUAAAGAAAACAAAAAACUACUGGUUAGUACAACAACAACUGUUUUAGAUAUUUUUUAUUGCUGGAAAGGUCGGCCGAAACCUUUACUUGGCCAUAGACAAUAUACGAAUACAGACCAGCGACUUUGACGAUUACUGCUCUCAAAUAUUAUAG